Molecule: messenger RNA, 3506 nt
Organism: Cyprinus carpio (common carp)
Lineage: Eukaryota; Metazoa; Chordata; Actinopteri; Cypriniformes; Cyprinidae
Product: nitric oxide synthase, brain-like
Exons: 26
Coding region: 15-3506 (1163 amino acids)
Biological process (GO): nitric oxide biosynthetic process
Molecular function (GO): NADP binding; heme binding; nitric-oxide synthase activity
Source: RefSeq, a predicted model, not a curated record
GAAAAAAACACAACAUGCCUACAGUGCUUAACAACCCUUACUCAGAGAAUGACAAGCCGCAGUCCCAUGGGAGAGUUUCCCCCACUAAGACUGUGCAGAAUGGGAGUCCCACCAAAUGUCCCAGAUUCAUGAAAGUGAAGAACUGGGAAACCGGAGCUUUAUACAAUGAUACUCUACAUCUCAGCUCCAGCGAGGUUCCGAUCUGCACUGAGCAAGUUUGCAUAGGCUCUGUUAUGGUGCCAAACCAGCACAGUCGCAAACCAGAUGAAGUCCGAAGAAAAGAGGAACUGCUACCACUUGCAACUGAUUUUAUUGACCAGUACUACACAUCAAUCAAAAGAUGCGGCUCAAAGGCCCAUGUUGACCGACUAGAAGAGGUUAAAAAAGAGAUAGAAACUUCUGGAACGUAUCAGUUGAAGGACACAGAGCUGAUCUAUGGGGCCAAACAUGCAUGGAGAAAUGCAGCUCGCUGUGUGGGACGGAUCCAGUGGUCCAAACUACAGGUGUUCGAUGCACGAGAUUGCACAACCGCUCAUGGAAUGUUUAAUUACAUCUGCAACCACAUCAAAUAUGCCACCAACAAAGGAAACCUCAGAUCGGCUAUUACCAUCUUCCCCCAGAGGACAGACGGGAAGCAUGACUUCCGGGUGUGGAACAGCCAGUUGAUCCGGUACGCAGGCUACAAGCAGCCUGAUGGAUCUAUUCUCGGAGAUCCGGCUUCGGUGGAGCUUACAGAGAUCUGUAUACAGCAAGGAUGGAAAGCUCCAAAAAGCCGUUUUGACGUUUUGCCCCUUCUUCUCCAAGCCAAUGGAAACGAUCCAGAGCUUUUUGAGAUUCCUGGUGAUCUUGUGCUUGAGGUUCCCAUCAUACAUCCAAAGUUCGAAUGGUUUAAGGAGCUGAAUCUAAAGUGGUAUGGCCUUCCUGCUGUGUCUAACAUGCUGUUAGAGAUCGGGGGACUGGAGUUCACAGCCUGCCCCUUCAGCGGCUGGUACAUGGGGACAGAGAUCGGCGUCAGAGACUUCUGUGACAGCUCUCGAUACAACAUACUUGAGGAAGUAGCUACAAUGAUGGGGCUGGACACGAGGAAGACUUCAUCCCUGUGGAAGGACCAGGCACUGGUGGAGAUCAACAUCGCAGUCCUUUAUAGUUUCCAGAUGUCAAAGGUUACCAUAGUAGACCAUCACUCAGCCACCGAGUCCUUCAUGAAGCACAUGGAGAAUGAGUACAGAGUGAGGGGAGGCUGCCCAGGUGACUGGGUUUGGAUAGUGCCACCCAUGUCAGGCAGCAUUACACCUGUUUUCCACCAGGAAAUGCUCAACUAUCGCCUCACACCUUCUUUUGAGUACCAGCCUGACCCGUGGAACACUCACGUGUGGAAAGGGGUGAAUGGGACGCCCACAAAGAAAAGAGCAAUUGGAUUCAAGAAACUUGCCAAGGCUGUGAAAUUCUCCGCCAAACUCAUGGGACAAGCCAUGGCCAAGAGAGUCAAAGCAACCAUCUUGUUCGCCACAGAAACUGGGAAGUCGCAGGACUAUGCAAAAACACUCUGUGAGAUUUUCAAGCAUGCAUUUGAUGCCAAGGUGAUGUCCAUGGAUGAAUAUGACACCGUUGACUUGGAACACGAGACACUUGUGUUGGUGGUGACAAGUACGUUCGGCAAUGGGGACCCUCCUGAGAAUGGAGAGAAAUUUGGUGCGGCACUGAUGGAGAUGAGACAUCCCACCACCAGCGUAGAGGACAGAAAGACGUACAAGGUGCGUUUUAACAGCGUCUCUUCAUAUUCUGAUACCCGUAAAUCCUCCAGCGACGAACCUGAAUCCAAAGCCAACUUUGAGAGCACUGGACCACUUGCUAAUGUCAGAUUUUCUGUGUUUGGCCUUGGCUCUCGGGCAUACCCACACUUCUGUGCAUUUGCCCACGCAGUGGACACGCUGUUUGAAGAGCUCGGUGGGGAACGAAUCCUGCGCAUGGGAGAGGGAGAUGAACUCUGCGGCCAAGAGGAAUCCUUCAGAACAUGGGCCAAGAAGGUCUUCAAGGCUGCAUGUGACGUUUUCUGUGUUGGCGACGAUGUUAAUAUUGAGAAGGCUAACGAUUCCUUGAUUAGCAACGAUCGUAGCUGGAAGAAAAGCAAGUUCCGGAUGACAUACACAGCGGAGGCACCAACACUCACCCAAGCGCUUUACAGCAUUCAUAAGAAGAAAGUUUACGGGGCCAAAUUUCUGAUGAGACAGAACCUACAAAGUGCCAGAUCGAACCGAUUGACUAUAUUUGUGCGUCUUGAUACCAACAACAACGAGAGCCUGAAAUACUUGCCUGGUGACCAUUUAGGCGUUUUCCCUGGCAACAACGAAGUACUAGUUACGACUCUUAUUGAGAAACUGGAGGACGCACCGCCUGUCAAUCAAAUUGUGAAAGUGGAGUUCUUGGAAGAAAGAAACACAGCAUUGGGUGUGAUAAGUAACUGGACGGACGAGACUCGUAUUCCGCCCUGUACCAUCUAUCAGGCUUUCAAAUACUUCCUGGACAUAACCACCCCUCCAAGUCCCCUGCUACUGCAACAGUUUGCUCCUCUAGCGACUAAUGAGAAACAGAGAAAGAGACUAGAGGUGCUCAGCAAGGGUUUGCAGGAGUAUGAGGAGUGGAAGUGGUACAAUAACCCUACAAUAGUGGAGGUGUUGGAGGAGUUCCCAUCCCUCCAGAUCCCCUCCACCCUUCUCUUGACCCAGCUGCCCCUCCUACAGGCACGAUACUACUCCAUCAGCUCCUCUCCAGACCUCCAUCCAGGAGAGAUACACCUCAGUGUGGCAGUGGUGUCCUAUCGGCCCAGAGAUGGAGAAGGUCCUGUGCACCACGGAGUGUGUUCCUCUUGGCUCAAUAGCUUGGAAGAAGGUGAUACGGUGCCAUGCUUUGUCAGAGGGGCUCCAACGUUCCGUAUGCCAAAAGACAGCCAGGUCCCAUGUAUUCUGAUUGGUCCAGGCACUGGAAUCGCUCCAUUCAGAAGCUUCUGGCAACAGAGACUGUAUGAUAUUGAAAACAAGGGAAUCAAGGCAUGCCCCAUGAUCUUGGUUUUCGGUUGUCGGCAGUCACAGAUUGACCACAUUUACAAGGAAGAGACCAUCCGGGCCAAGAACAAGGAAGUGUUUAAAGAGCUUUACACCGCAUACUCCAGAGAGCCUGGGAGACCAAAGAAAUACGUCCAGGAUGUGCUUCGGGAGCAGCUGUCUGAAACUGUGUACAAAUAUCUCCGAGAAGAAGGAGGACAUAUCUACGUCUGUGGAGACGUCACCAUGGCCGGAGAUGUACUGAAAACAGUCCAGCAGAUCUUUAAACUGCAUGGAAACAUGUCUCUGGAAGAUGCCGGCUUCUAUAUCAGCAAACUAAGGGAUGAGAAUCGAUACCAUGAGGACAUCUUUGGUGUAACCCUGCGCACUUACGAGGUCACCAACCGUCUUAGGUCGGAGUCUAUUGCAUUCAUCGAAGAGAGCAAGAAAGACACAGAUGAGUAA